AGGGCACGGACUAUCUUUCAAUCAAUAGUAUAUAAUAAGGCAGCGGUUGAGCGAAAGCAUAAAAUCAUCCGAUCUUAAGAGCACUGACUUCAAAAUUUAAAUUAUACAGUUAAAGGUAGUUAUGUGUGACUCUUACAAGGAACAUAAAAUGGCUACUCACACACAGGGAACGGUGGUGCCCAGCAAACCAUUCUCAGCAGAGAAGCUUGCUCAGCAACUACACGAGGCUAUGGACGGCCUAGGGACGGAGGAGAAGCCGAUCAUUGACGUCAUGGCGUCCCACGACAAUAAACAGCGUCAGGAGAUCGCGCUCUCGUACAAAACUCAGUUUGGCAAGGACCUGCGAGCGGAGUUGAAGUGCGAAACAAGCGGCAAUUUCGAGAACCUGCUUGUGGCCCUUCUGGAGACCCCUAUCAACUACGACGCCAAGUCUAUCAAUGACGCCAUUAAGUUCGUGGGCACUGACGAGGGAGCGCUGAUAGAGAUCCUGAGUUCAAGGUCGAAGGUGCAGAUAAAGUCCAUCAAGGCGGCUUACAAAACACGUAUUAAACUAAUUCUUAAUCUCGCACUUGCAAUUGUGUUGAAACUCUUUCAAGAUGUAUAAUUCAUCAAAACCUGUUUUAACAGA
Molecule: messenger RNA, 628 nt
Organism: Dreissena polymorpha
Lineage: Eukaryota; Metazoa; Mollusca; Bivalvia; Myida; Dreissenidae
Product: annexin A8-like
Exons: 5
Coding region: 122-604 (160 amino acids)
Cellular component (GO): cytoplasm
Molecular function (GO): calcium-dependent phospholipid binding; calcium ion binding
Source: RefSeq, a predicted model, not a curated record